CUCACUUCAAUCCAGUGCAAUCUCUGUUGUAAUUUGUUGUUUUGUGCUAUGGAUGAACUUUGUUUAAUUAAUGCUUGUUUAAGUAAUAUUUGUUUUAUUUUGCAUUGUAAUAAGCUGUCAAGCAGAUUUGAGAAAUUUCUUGUUUUAUGUUUUGUGACUAUUAACUAUAUCAACCUCAACAUCUUAAUUUCUUUAAUCACAUUAUUGUUCAACUCUUGUGGCAAUUGAACCCACAUAUAUAUAUGUAGGCCACAGCAGACCCAAGGUAUGUAUGUAUACAAUUGUAUGAAUUUCUCUCAUAUUCUUUUGAUCUAUCAAUUUAGUUAAACUCUUUUGUGGCUAACUUGACAGUCUCUGUUACUUACCUUUAGAUUUUAUGCAGCCAACACACCCAUACUUGGAGAUCAACAAUUAUUUUCAAGUCCAAAAUAGUAAGCAGAAUUUAGAUUGAUUUAAUGCGCUUUCUUGCCUGCCAGCUGCCUCUACACUGGUGAUUAGUUGAUUCUAUUUUUCUCAUCCAAAUAUUAAGUGGUUUUAAAGGAUUUGAUACUGUCUUUUCACCAAAGUGAUUCUUCAUUCAUAUUAUGGUUCUUAUUUGUUUAUCCAAAUGUCAGUUCUAUGUUUUCUCUGUAUCACACAAUCUAUUCAACCAUGUUGCAGGGCUCUUAUAUACUGCUUCUCUGAAGUUGGGCCCUAGUGCUCAGCAUCUGACGUAAUGGAGUUUUUGUGAAUUAGAUAUAUAUGAGUUGGUAUAGUUGGCCUAUUGUUCAACUCUUGCCAUAACAGACCCAAGUUCCCUGCUAGAGCACACUUCUGCAGCCCUUCAUCGUCUUUCCUCCUGCUUUCAGAUUGUGCUUUCUUCUAUACUAGCUGCCUCUACCUUCCUAUUCUACCCUGUGAUUCAUGUGUGAUCAUAUGAAAGUGAAAGGAACAGCAACUACUCACGCGUUGCCUGUACGUACCAACAUUCCAUCACAUCUUUUUCUAAUUAAAGAAUUUUGUGUAAUUAUUAGUUGUUCAAGAUUGAAGAAUUUGUUUCCCUUUGAAAAACUGCGAGCUCUUCACAUUCAUGAUUGCAAAGAGUAAUAGCAUAGAAAAAAGAGGAAGGAAAUCAGACAAUGGAUGGAAGAGCUACAUUCACUCUUCCAAAAUUAACCUACUUUGGGACUUACAUGACGAAACAGAAUUGAAGAGAACCUGCUUGAGCAAUGGAACAUCAUCAAGAAAAUCACUGGCACUACCAAUAAUAGGACGUGGAGCCCGACCGUUUCACAGCUGAUUGGAUGGCUAAAAAUAGUCUUAAAAUCAUCUUGUGUUUGAAAUCCCUUCCAAGGGUAUUUUGGCAUAUCAUUCUUGCUGAAGCUGAUAGUAUUGCAUCCCUAGAAUUACUAAAUAAGUCAUACCCUUUUGAGUCAUGAAGCAUAUAUAUCAUAUAAGGCUUAGCAAAUCAGCACUCUGUCAAUUUCAAAACAUUGAAAUUGAGAGGAGUUCAAAUUCGGAUCAUCAAUAUAUGUGAUUUAAUUUGAUUCCGCAAGCAGAUUGGUGUCAUUUUUACCAUCAAAAUUUUUUA
This is a messenger RNA of Rubroshorea leprosula, 1570 nucleotides long. The record is from the annotation of a GenBank genome assembly. NCBI's taxonomy places the organism in Eukaryota, Viridiplantae, Streptophyta, Magnoliopsida, Malvales, Dipterocarpaceae.